Messenger RNA from Echinostoma caproni, 1272 nucleotides. The record is from the annotation of a GenBank genome assembly. Lineage: Eukaryota; Metazoa; Platyhelminthes; Trematoda; Plagiorchiida; Echinostomatidae.
AUGACCAGGUACUAUCUACUUUCACAAGAGGAUGAUACAUUCGAAUUGGAACAAGGUUCUCCGGUGCCAGCAGAUUUGAAACUAUCGGAGAAGGACCCAUUGUUGGAUAGUGCGUAUCCGGACGUUGCUUUUCCGUCCGCCGAUGUGAACACGUAUCUGGGCUCAAAAUCCAUAUUUCACGAAAACCCAUCUGUAGACCUAGCCCCCAAACAACUCUAUUUGAAGCUGGCUCGGCCAUUGGACUGGGAAACCAAGCAGAACUAUGCAUAUGUGAUUGUCGCUGAGGACAACGGAUCACCGGCGUUGACCGGUCAGUUGGAGGUUCAAGUUGUCGUCACCGAUGAGAAUGACAAUCACCCGACAUUUAGGAACAAGUCAUUCACUCUAUCCGUCCCUGAGAAUUCACUCAAGGGUACGCGUUUGAUUCAACUGGUCGCUCACGAUCCGGAUCAAGGUCGAGCAGGUCAAAUUGUUUACAGCUUAGCCUUACAACCGGGAUCUGGUUAUGUCAAACCCUUCCCGUCCCACUCCAAUACUGCCUGGAAUUCUCACUCCAAUUCCCAUAAUCAUUCCGCACCAGUUCAAUUGUUUACGGUGGACUCACACAGUGGCUGGUUAAUUCUAAACGGACCGUUGGACUAUGAAAGAGUGAAACAUCAUCUAGUUCGCGUUUUGGCUCGAGAUGAGGCCGGACAUCCGGGAUUCGAUGAGGCUACUGUAAAUAUCCUUGUGACAGAUGUGAAUGAUGUGCCUCCGACCAUCUCCGUUGAUCCCGUGACAGACUUGAUGCCUUCGGACAACUCAAAAUCUCGGUCACCGAAUAUGGAUCAGUCUCAGUUAAAUGUGCUGAAUCUCUACGUGAAUGAAACACCCCGAUGGAUAGGUAGAGAUGGAGUCAGACACAGUAUAGCUAUCAACUCUGUUAGUGCGGCACAACCCAUGCUACUGGCAUUUGUGGCCGUGCGUGAUCCGGACACUGGACGGGGUGGUGAAUUCUACUGUGGGCUUGUCCAAUCAACCAACAGCAUCAGCGAUAAAGAGACUGCCGCUUCACAAUCCCGGCUCUAUUUGUACGGAGAUACGAUCGUGAAUGCGGAUCAGCUUUUCUCAAUGCGGCAUGAAGAAUUGGUGGAUCGGAACGGGCCGAGUGUAGUUGGGCACUUCAAGUUGAAUCCAAUUUCAGCCACACAAUUCGAACUCAGUAGCUUCGAGGGGUUUGAUCAUGAACAGGCGGCUGUUGAAGAAAUACAGGUAAGACACAUUAUUGAUUGA